AGGAUUUGAUUCUUCCUCUAGCACAGAGCUGCCCCUCCCUCCUCCCGUGAAGCAGCAGCAGUCUGCAGUCUAUAGAGUAGGGCUUGGAAGGCUGCCUGUCAGUUGCACUCACUGCUCAGACAUUAGCUCCUGUCUCACAGACACUGCUGCAGUCUCCUCCUGGCUGAUCGUCUCAAGUGAGCAGUAGGCACAGCACACAGCUUGUGGGGUCCUGAGUGAUGGCAGCGAUACGGAAAAAGCUAGUAAUUGUUGGGGAUGGUGCAUGCGGAAAGACCUGCCUCUUGAUAGUAUUCAGUAAGGAUCAGUUUCCUGAGGUCUAUGUGCCAACUGUUUUUGAGAACUACAUUGCUGACAUUGAAGUGGAUGGAAAACAGGUGGAACUGGCUCUGUGGGACACAGCAGGACAGGAGGAUUACGACAGGCUGCGCCCACUCUCUUACCCUGACACCGAUGUUAUUCUCAUGUGUUUCUCAAUUGACAGUCCAGACAGUUUAGAGAACAUUCCAGAGAAGUGGACGCCUGAAGUGAAACAUUUCUGCCCUAAUGUGCCCAUCAUUCUAGUCGGCAACAAAAAAGACCUUAGAAAUGAUGAACAUACCCGGAGGGAGCUGACAAAAAUGAAACAAGAGCCUGUUAAGCCAGAAGAUGGAAGAGAAAUGGCAAACCGAAUUAACGCCUUUGGUUACCUUGAAUGCUCUGCCAAGACAAAAGAUGGCGUCCGGGAAGUGUUUGAAAUGGCAACACGAGCAGCCUUGCAAGUCCGAAAACACAGGAAGAAGCAACGUUGCUCCAUCUUAUAAAAAAAAUGUCCUAGAGCCUUUUGGAAAGACCAAAAGAACAAAGUGAGUAGCUACUAUUGCUGCUGCAGCAUCUGCUAUAAGAUGCCAGAGACUUCAGUAGCAAAGAGCUAUAUGCACCGUUUGUACUUUAAAUGUAUGUAUUCAUGUUUUUUUGUUUAAUUGUUUCCCCAACUAAACCCCUUCGUAGAGUUAUGCGAGUUUGGGAUUACAGAAACGUCUUCAGGAAGCACUGACUGCAGUACCUUCCUUCUCCACUUCUAAUCCAUACACCGGAUAAAAAAUUGUUUUAGAAAUUAAAAGCACAUAUGGGGUUCUGGGAGACUUUUUUUUUUUUUUUUCCCUUCUUUUUCUGUGCUAUAGAUAGAUAUACAUGUACACUAAAAAAUGUGUGUGUGUAUAUCAUACAUACAUACAUACACACAUACACAAACAAACACACAUACACACACAAACACUAAAUAUAUAUUAUUAUGCGCAAAUCUCCUUCCAAAAUGACUUGUUGAGGCUUAUUGCUAUGUUGGGCUGUGUAGCUGCAAAGGAGCUACAUUAGAAUAAAUUGUUUCUUAAGCCUUUAAAGAUUAUACUUUCUGGGAAUCUUGCACAGCACAAUAUGAUCUACAGACAAAUUGCACUAUUGUUGCCUAUGUCAUGGCUUCUAUUCGGCAUGUUGCUUUUAGCAGUCAUUUCAUGUAAUAAACUCUAGUGAUAUUAGCGUAAAAAAAAGUUUUGCCAUGUAAAAGAGGAUCACUGCUAUUAAAGCUGUCAUCACUUGUAAAAGUCCAAAAUAGUACAGAAAUAGUUUGCAUUCUCACAGCUGUACAAGUUAUUGAUCCGUUCCUAAAUUUCACGAAACUCCUCAGACCAGUAAUGCCCACGCUGCUAAAGAUUGUAAAUGCCCUACAUUGUAAAUUAUUUUCUUGAAAUCGCUAUUAACAUAUUUGUGUAUCAUGUUUACCAUAAUCUGCUUCUGCUAACGAUCAUUCAGACUUCCACAAAGAGCAAUUGUUAGGUUCUAACUUGCCCACAUUAUACCAAGCAUGUGACCUCUAUUAGGCCCAUAAAUACAGAAGAAUGGAGCAGGAUAUUUUUUUUACGCGAAGCAUGCCGGAAUGUGCCCUGUUUGGUAACGAUGUCACAGAACGCAUGUGACUUUGGGCGUAUUUGCUUAUGCCACUUUUUUAUGGAUUGUGCCAAAAUGACACAGUCUCUCUAUGGACCUAAUUUUCAUACAAUAUAUAUGCCCCUUCUCAGCCUCUCAUAAAAGGUUGGCUGAUGGCCAUUAUGGCUCUAGCACAGAAACAUGGCACUAGGGCCAUGCCACUGCACAAGGGCAUUGUUUUAUAUUUAUAUAGUAGUACAAAAAGUAUAUAAUAAUAAGUGUAUUUAAGGGUGUAUGAAUUCUGUUGGGAACUUGUGGCAUUAUAACGCACAAGACCUAAGCAUAGGCACAGCUGCACCCAUGUACUUUGUGUCUGCGGUGUUACUGUACACCAGCAUUUAAUUCUCUAUUAUAUUGGAGGGUAUAAUAGCCAUUUCUACACACUGUCCUGUGUUCCAUUGUGUUCCUCUUUUCCUAUUCCCCUAAACAAAGCCUACUUCCCACACUAUUGCUAAAUAAUGCACACAUUAUACACCAGCAUUUUUGAUAGAUGUAAUUACAAUUGCAGAACCCACGUGUCUGUGCUUUGUCUACUGAAAUGUUAUUUUCAUGCUUUUUACAGCAAUUCUUCAGACUAGCUUUAUCUUUCCUUGAGACCUUCAGCUUGUGUCCCUCACUUUUGCCUUUUAAAAUUCCUUUAUUAAAAUAAAGCUUAUACUUGUGAGAUUUUUCUUUUUCUUCUUUUUUUUGCCUUUUAUCUGUUUUGUAUUCUGUUCUUUGCAGACUGCCUGUAAAAGUUGUAUUUUGACACACGUGACUUAAGAAUGUAAAAAUAAAAAUAAACAUAUGUACAAUGAGCAAAUAAAGGAAAACUGGUAUUUUA
Messenger RNA from Pseudophryne corroboree (corroboree frog), 2782 nucleotides. RefSeq names its product ras homolog family member C (gene RHOC). NCBI's taxonomy places the organism in Eukaryota, Metazoa, Chordata, Amphibia, Anura, Myobatrachidae. The coding region runs from base 219 to 800 and encodes 193 amino acids. The transcript has 5 exons. Gene Ontology annotation, molecular function: GTPase activity; GTP binding; protein kinase binding. Gene Ontology annotation, biological process: Rho protein signal transduction; stress fiber assembly. Gene Ontology annotation, cellular component: dendritic spine; cytosol; cleavage furrow. The record is from RefSeq and is a predicted model, not a curated record.